This is a messenger RNA of Hibiscus syriacus, 1343 nucleotides long. Its product is annotated as phosphatidylinositol transfer protein 3-like. The transcript is spliced from 6 exons. The record is from RefSeq and is a predicted model, not a curated record. Lineage: Eukaryota; Viridiplantae; Streptophyta; Magnoliopsida; Malvales; Malvaceae. Gene Ontology annotation, molecular function: phosphatidylinositol transfer activity. The coding region runs from base 274 to 1290 and encodes 338 amino acids.
CUCCAGCCAAAAAAGUACAGCCUAAAAAACAAAGAAGGGGUUACCAGGCACCCCAAAUUUCCCGGUUUCUAGAAUUGAUUGCAUGAGACGACGAUCCCAGUACAUUAGCCCUCAAACCUACGAACCUCACCUAUUUUUUAAAGCAUGCCCUUUUCAUGGUUGACCAUUUUUUCUAUGAUUCUUACCAUCCCAAUUUACAUCCCUCGGAAGUUGAAGAUCCCAUUCUUUAUUCCAAUUAUUCCUUGAAUCAAUCAGAGAGACAGCUAUUAAACUAUGAGUGCUACAUUGGAGAAAUCCACUUCAAAUGGCUCUGAGAAGUCUGAAACAACUGAAGAGCAACAGGCAAAGAUUAGUGAGAUAAGAAAGUUGGUAGGACCAUUGCCUGAGAAGUUGGCCAUUUAUUGUUCUGAUGCAGCCAUUUCUAGAUACUUAAGGGCACGAAACUGGAAUGUCAAGAAGGCAACUAAAAUGCUAAAAGAGACCUUAAAAUGGAGAGCAGAAUAUAAACCAGAAGAGAUCCGCUGGGAAGAGAUUGCUCAUGAAGGCGAGACAGGGAAGAUCUACAGAGCAAAUUAUGCAGACAAGCAUGGAAGAACAGUUCUUGUCAUGAGACCUAGCUGCCAGAACACAAAAUCAACUAAAGGCCAGAUUAGGUAUUUGGUUUAUUGCAUGGAAAAUGCAAUCUUAAAUCUUCCACCAGACAAGGAACAGAUGGUCUGGUUGAUUGAUUUCAAUGGCUACAACUUGGGACAUACAUCAAUGAAGGUGACACGGGAAACAGCUCAUGUUUUACAAGACCAUUAUCCAGAGCGCCUAGGCGUGGCAAUACUAUACAACCCACCCAAGUUCUUUGAACCAUUCUGGAAGGUGGUCAAACCAUUUCUAGAACCGAAGACUCAGAAGAAAGUCAAAUUUGUUUACUCUGAUGAUCCCAGUAGCAAGAAAAUAAUGGAAGACCUUUUUGAUAUGGAGAAACUGGAAUCUGCAUUUGGUGGAAAUGAUGAUUCAGGUUUUAACAUCAGUAAUUAUGCUGAGAGAAUGCGGGAAGAUGACAAGAGGAUGCCUGCGUUUUGGACAAGGGGAAAUCCUCAAUCAGCAGCUCGGCUGCAACCGAUGCCAACCCUUUCUAUUGUUUUGAAUUCCAUCAAUUUGAACUCAGAUUCUAAUGGUUCUGACAAUGGAAAAGUAGACAGCUCCCCUAGUCAUGUUUCCGACUCUGAAACCCUCUCUCCCAAUGGAUGUCUCUUGGUUAACGUGGGAAGUGAUAAUGACACCAGGGAAAUUCACUAGAGAUAGAAGAGAUUUGAAGCCCGACCCUGCCUCGGGUUAGGUAAUAAGGUAUA